CAAAGUAACCCGUACCCAGGAAGAAAUUUGAUCUUUUGUAAUUAUUUAUCAUCAAUCGAGAUCAAUUCUGUAUUCCUUUUAUGUGGACAGAUACAUAGGAAUCCUGCAAGCAGGGCACGUUCUGCCGAAUCACAACGGAUCCAGCUUCAAUUUCCAGUUUCCAGUUGCCCACGGGCCAUCAUCCAAAACUGCAAAGAAAUCAUGACUGCUGCACCACCGCCCCUGCUCGGGUCCGUCCACUUCACCGAUAGUGAAGCUCUCGCCAGGCAAACGUUCUCCCCGUUCCGAUACAAUGUUCCGCUGUUUGUAUACAAAAAGCUAAUGAAACCCGGUGUUCGACGUCGUGAUGGUCUGGGGGUCCUAGCAAGCGGUCGUCGACAACUACACCAGCGAAUGCUGAUAAAAAAUUAUGACAGGAUGUCAAAUUGCAAAGAUCAUGUAAAUAUCAAUUUGGAGCUGAAUCCACACCGUACGUGGGAACAGGAGCAGCAGACAGCACCUUUUCGCGAGAACCCUUUUAAACGGGGCUGCCCGAAAUCACUACGAAAUGGCCACAAGGAAUGGAGCUUGGCGCCCAACAGAUACCGAUUGGCCAACAACAUCUCGGAUUACGCCAACAAAUCAACUGGCACCAAGGGGCUUUAUCAAUGCUUCACAGGCGAGCGUUUUGCACCGUUUCCGGGAGAAGCCCUGCAGAAGAAGAACCGUAAGGGCAGUGAAGUGGGAUUCCAUGAUAGAGCACUCGAAAGCAAACUACCAGCCGAAAUGGAUCGGCUCGGUCAUCCGAUGCGAUACUUUGUGGGGAAAAUACGACCAGGCGACAAGAACACGCAACGUGCUUCUUCUCGGCUGGCACUCGCACAACCCACGUUUUGCUGGCGCAACCCCCAUGAACCGGGUCCAAAUCACUACUUCAAAGGCAUAUUUGACAUCCCGCCGAAGAAAGCUCCUCCUAUCGUGAUAGGUCGUUGCCAACAGCGGAUCCGUGUUAAGCAAUUAAUCGCCGGACCAUCCGUUCCAGGAGCGGCAUCCGUUCAUCACUCAUACUGUGUGGAACCUUUCCUAAGGCCACCGCCCGGCCGUUAUCAACUGCCAGUCAGCAUACCAAUGCCAAAACCGGUGCUGCCCGACAUACAACCUCGUCCGAGCGCCACCCACCAGUAUGACUUCUCAUACAAUUUUGCAUGGAAUCCGUACCGUCAGCCGGCAACGUUGCUGAUGCACACCGUCAACAUACCGGUGCGACGCCAGAGGCGAGGGCGCAACAUGAAGGUAGCCUUCGGAAGCGCGACCGCCCGUUUCAAGGAUAGAGAAUUUUACCCCAUUGGAGCACUCAAAUAUGUAUUUCGUAAGGACGCGCGUCCUACGAAGAAGGAAUCGACCGGGGAGGGUGUUGUUAAUCAGAAAAACAUGUUGCAGAACGUUGUCACCGUUGGCGAAACGAAAUCGUCGGCUAAUCUCUGCCGAACACCCACCAAACUCUUUGUCAUUCCACGGAAACAUCAAACAAAGCGGAUUUUAAGUGUACCGGAUCUGGGUACGGUCAUUCCCGGUGAAACGGAUCAAAGGACACGUCAAUCCAGCCUCGCGGAAAGGAAACUAUCGUCAACAACUAUGGUAACGGUUCCGGAUCUCGAAUCCGACAAUUUCGGUGAAGGAGGCAGCUCCGUAAUGGAAAUUCCAGAAAUUAUUGUAACAAGGGCGAGCUUUUCAUUUUAA
This is a messenger RNA of Armigeres subalbatus, 1719 nucleotides long. RefSeq lists its product as uncharacterized. NCBI's taxonomy places the organism in Eukaryota, Metazoa, Arthropoda, Insecta, Diptera, Culicidae. The record is from RefSeq and is a predicted model, not a curated record. The transcript is spliced from 7 exons. The coding region runs from base 202 to 1719 and encodes 505 amino acids.